GUGAAGCAGUAUGAUUCCAGGAUAAAAUAGAGAGACAAUAGAGUUUAGUUCGGCUGUACGGUGAUGUACAGUGUAACAUUUGCAGUCAGUUUAUUGCGUUGCCAAUGGUGUCGUAUUGGCUGUUUUAUUUACUCAUUAUUAAAGUACUAGAUCAUUCGGAACUCUUGUUAAGUUCUUGUGUUCAUGUUUUGUGUUGAGCAGUUUUUACAGAAGUGGUGAUAAGGAGAGAGAGAAUCGUAACAAUCUUAUGAUAUCAAGUUUUGUUGAAAGAUAUGCUGAAGAUAGACACAAGGCGUUAUUGCUUCGAUUUCUGAAGAUCAAGUCAUCAAAACUUUGGAAGACAUACGUUUGAGUGAAGUCCAGGGAAAAUUAUCUGAUCAGGAAGGGGUAGACUCCUACCUUCAAACAUCAUGGACGAAUCCUAGUGUUGCUCAGUCUGGGAAUUACUUCUGUGAAGCUCUUGCAGUCAAUGACGAAGGGAAGAAUAAUACGCUUAAUGUUUCGCUUGCAGUGCUUGUUGAAAAACCAUCUUACGAAGAUUUGGUUAGAAUUCUCGGCGACUUAUUACCUCAAGUAGAUGACAUCAAGGACAAACUGAAAACGAAUAAACAAGAUUUAAUUAAGUCCACAUCAGACAUAAAGAAAUUUAUUUAUAAUUUCACGAUUGAUCAGUCACUAAUUGAAAAUAAGUUUAAUAAUGAAGUAUUUGACAUCAAAGACGACCUGAGAAAAGCGCUGGCAAAUUUUUAUCUUGAGCAAUCUUCAUUUCGCAAAAAGAUUGAUGAAGACGUAUAUGGCAUUAAAGUCGAGGCAAAGAAACAUCUGGAUAAAUUGUCUUCGGCACAAUCCUCUCUUCAGAAUGAGAUAGAUCGAGAACUAUCGGACAUGAGAAACAACAUAGAGAUAUUCAUAUUAAAUGUUAAUUUCACACAAGCGUUGUAUCAAAAAAGGUUGGACAAAGCAAUUCUCGGAGCACAAUUUUCCCCACCAAAAUCAUGUCGUGACAUCUAUAGUACAGAAGACCGCGUAGUGGUGACAUUAGCUUCCGGGUUAAAGGUCAUGUGUGACACCAAGACAGACGGCGGUGGAUGGAUCAUCUUUCAGAGACGAAUCAACGGAAAAGUAGAUUUCUAUAGAGGCUGGAAGGAGUAUCGUGAUGGCUUUGGAGAUUACAUUAUUGGAGAAUUUUAUUUGGGGAAUGAAAAGAUAUCCAUGUUAACAUCAAAGCUAAAUUAUGAAAUGAGAGUUGAUUUGGCCUAUGAAAACACGACAUAUUUUGCCACCUUCUCCACUUUUAAAUUGCUAGGUGAAAAUGACAUAUACAAACUACAUAUAGGAAAUUACAUUGGGACAGCUGGCGAUAGCUUGAAGAGACAAAAUAAUUCUUUUUUCUCUACUUUCGACAGAGACAACGACAUUGUCAGUGGGAGCUGUGCUAUUAAGAGAAGAGGGGCAUGGUGGUACAAGGACUGUUCCGAUUCAAAUCUGAACGGUGAAUGGGCAAAUAAUAACCAAAGUGCUGUUUACUGGGAUACCGUGGCCGAGUGGAAGAGUGCCACAUUUACUGAAAUGAAAAUAAGAGAAUAUAAAUAAAUACAAGCAAACCUUAACUUUGAAACAAAAAUGAUAUUUGUUGAUAUUUCUUAAACUAUUUUUCCCCUAAUAGCUUGCACUACAUUCACCUUGACCUAUCAUUUAACCUGUUGGACAGUCGGGGCACUACGCAAGAUUUGUCGACGGUCUUUCUCCAUUCCUCUCUUUUUGCUUUGGAUAGAACCUCUUUAAUGGCAGGCCCUUAAUUCUUUUAUGUUGUCUUCCCAUCUCUUUCUCUGCCUGCAUCUUUCUUUUUUUUUCUGUUCCCUGAAGGAAGGUGUUUCCAAGCCCCGAAGACCUUAUAAUAUGAUAACUAUAUUAUAGGCCUACAUAUAUAAUGAAACAUUUGUUAUUACAAACGCGAGGACAAAUUUGUAUAUAUUUCUCUGAUCUUUUACUCUCUCUCUCUCUCUCUUUAUAUAUAUAUAUAUAUAUAUAUAUAUAUAUAUAUAUAUAUAUAUAUAUAUAUAUAUAUAUAUAUAUAUAUAUAUAUAUAUAUAUAUCACUGGCGGAUCCAGAACUUUGGAGUGGGGGGGCGAUUUUUUUCCAAACCUAACCCUAACGCCCAGUAAACCCUAACCCUAUGCAUAAACGUGCGAACAGCAUAUAUAUAUAUAUAUAUAUAUAUAUAUAUAUAUAUAUAUUCAAUAUAUGAGAAUAAAAUAAGACUGUUUCUCAAUGUUCGGCGAAAAAAAAAAGAACAAAAAAACAGUCAUGUUGAGGCCUUUCUCUUGCAAACUUGGGGGUCUGGGAGAGCGCUUUAAGCUUACUCAGUGGGGUUCGGGGCGAAGCCCCGACACCCAAAAGCGUUUUGUUGCAUUUUUCACUGCAGAAACGCAUUCUCCUGACAUCUACAGCUCAUAUGUUAUCAGUGGGGUUCUGGGCGAAACCCCGACGCCAAAAGCGGUUUCUUGCAUUUUUCACAGCUGAAACGCAUUCUCCUGACAUGUACAGCUCAUUACUUAUUAGUGGGGUUCGGGGCUUCGCCCCGACGCCAAAAGCGUUUUCUUGCAUUUUUUACGGCUGAAACGCAUUCUCCUGACAUAUACAGCUCAUUACUUAUCAGUGGGGUUCGGGGCUUCGCCCCGACGCAAAAAGCGUUUUCUUGAAUUUUUCACGGCUGAAACGCAUUCUGCUGACAUCUACAGCUUAUUAUUCAUUCUAUUAUAAAGGACCUUUUUAAUAAUGUGGAAAAAUAUUCAAAUAUGAAUUUAUAGUCCCUUAAUACAUUGCAAAUACAACCGGUUUGUUAUUUGAAAAGAUAAGAUACACCACAUAUUUAGAUUAAGGCUUUGAGGAUCGCCGCCGAAAAAAAAAAUAUUCGAUUAAUAAUAUUCAAUAAAAUUCGAACAUCAAUUGUGAGUUAUAGUCCUAAAUUUAUUUAACUAGACAAAUAUGAGAUAGAGUAAAGGUUGGAAAAAGUCGACUAGGAAAAGAUUAUCUGGCUUUUGAACUCAUCUCAACCGUGACUGUUAUAUUGAAAAAUUUCGUUUGAAUUAUAACUUUUCCAAAGCAAAGUCUUUCUUAAAAUAGUUAUGAUAAAUGCAUGUGAAAUUACACAAACUCUCUCUGGAAAGGGGAAUGGCGGUAAAAUGAAAACGAUUAAUCCUCGCCCCCCCCCCCCCCCUGGAUCCGCCAGUGAUAUAUAUAUAUAUAUAUAUAUAUAUAUAUAUAUAUAUAUAUAUAUAUAUAUAUAUAUAUAUAUAGAUAGAUAGAUAGAUAGAUAGAUAGAUAGAUAGAUAAAUAUUUUAUAUAUAUAAUAAGCAAGGUUAAAUUGUAGUUUUUGAUAGUAUGUUACACAAUCUUUGUGUGCAUAUUAACUGGUUAUUAAGUGUCCAUAUUUUAUGACCUAUAAGUUAAUAGCUUAAUAUCUCCAACCAGGACGUCAUAUUAUUGUAAGAUUGUUGUAGGUGGUCGUUAAAUUGUAGCACCAAGCUGCUGGUAGACAACUCAACUUCUGUAGCUUCCUUGUGAGCAAUAGUAAAUAGAACUUGUAUUGCAAAUUCAACAAAUUGAACUUGAGAUUUAAUAAUAAAUAUAUAAGAAACUUUGGUAAUAAUAUAAAAUGGAAUUCUUAGCAAAAUCUAACUUACUGGAGUCGUCUCCCCUACCUAAGACCGUUGACGACAAUGCCGUUCAUCUUCUAUCGACAAUACCUAACAUUUUCAGACCCUAUCCAUAGAAACACACUUACUUUGUAACAAAUAGCGACUGUACGGAACAAAAGUUAAUUAAAUAAUUAACUAAAUAAAUAAAAAAAAAAUAAAAGUGUUUGAUCAUGUGUUCAA
Biomphalaria glabrata is the source of this 3881-nucleotide messenger RNA. Its product is annotated as ficolin-2-like. The coding region runs from base 886 to 1593 and encodes 235 amino acids. The transcript is spliced from 6 exons. The record is from RefSeq and is a predicted model, not a curated record. Gene Ontology annotation, molecular function: integrin binding. NCBI's taxonomy places the organism in Eukaryota, Metazoa, Mollusca, Gastropoda, Planorbidae. Gene Ontology annotation, biological process: cell-matrix adhesion; neuron projection extension.